AUGCUUAUUACGACUUCUUUCCUCUUUCCAAUUGCUAACAACCAUUUCCUUCUUCAAUUGAGACAUGCUUGUACUACUUCUUUCCUUUCUUUUCCAAUUACAUGCUUUCUCUCUCUUCUUUCCUCUUUCUAUAUUGCUAACAACAGUUUCCUUCUUCAUAUUGAACAUGCUAUACUACUUCUUUUCCUCUUUCAAUUCUUUAUAGCAAUCCUUCACACUUCUAUCUGUCUUCUUGCUCCUGUCUGUCUUUUUCAAUUGAGACAUGCUCCCUUUGCUAACAACAACUUUACAAUUGAGACAUUUGUACUUUUUUCCUCUUUCCAAUUGCUAACAACAUUUCCUUCUUCAAAUUGCUUUUACUACUUUUCCUCUUUCCAACAACAACAGUUUCCUUCUUCUUCAAUUGAGACAUGCUUGUAUCAUUCUUUCCUCUUUCCAAUUGCUAACAACAGUUUUCUUCUUCAAUUGAGACAUGCUUGUACUACUUCUUCCUCUUUCCAAUUGCUAACAACAGUUUUCCUUCUUCAAUUGGGACAUGUUGUUUUUCUUUUUUUCCUCUUUCCAAUUGCUAACAACAGUUUCCCUCUCUUCAAUUGA
This is a messenger RNA of Acanthosepion pharaonis, 597 nucleotides long. Lineage: Eukaryota; Metazoa; Mollusca; Cephalopoda; Sepiida; Sepiidae. The record is from the annotation of a GenBank genome assembly.